AUGGAGUUUACAACAAUGUUUAGCCAGAAUGGCAAAAUAUUAACAGUGUUAAACAAUUUUAAAUUCAAAUUUAAAUACGAAUCAAAGACAAAUGGUAAUAAAACAUGGGAAUGCGUCAAUAAAACAUGCAAGGCCAAAUUGGUCAUCAACAAGGAAAACAUUUUUGAUCAAGAAAAAUCUGUUUUGAAUCAUAGUCAUGAAUCAGAUUCUUCAAUUGAACGUCAAGCAGUAAGUAAUAAUAUUAAACGAAAAAUAUCUGAAAGCAAUAUAAACAAAAUCCCAUCUAAAAUAAUAAGAAAAGAACUUCGCAGUUUAGAAAACGAUAUUCAAUUACUGGUUAAUGAUAUUUCAUAUAUUCGUAGAAAUUUAUAUAAUAAAAAAACAAAAUAUCACCCACCACUUCCCAAGGAUAUUAAUGAAGUACAUACAGUUCUAAUAAAUAUGAAUAUUAUGACUAACAAAAAUGAAAACUUUUUGCUAAUUAAUGAUAAGGAAACAAAUAUAAUUGUAUUUACAUGUCUCACAAAUUUAAAAUACUUAUGUUCUAUGGAAAAAGUUUUUAUGGACGGAACAUUCCAGUUCUGUACUACAUUUUUUUAUCAGUUUUUUGUACUGCAUGGUUUUCAAAAUGGUAUAUAUAUGUCUCUGGUAUAUGCAUUGCUUCCCAAUAAACGUACAUCGACUUAUGAACAUUUAUUUAAAAAGUUACGUGAU
Messenger RNA from Melanaphis sacchari, 714 nucleotides. RefSeq lists its product as uncharacterized. NCBI's taxonomy places the organism in Eukaryota, Metazoa, Arthropoda, Insecta, Hemiptera, Aphididae. The transcript has a single exon. The annotation marks the transcript as partial. The record is from RefSeq and is a predicted model, not a curated record.